CACAACCGCCAGCGGCGCUCUGCUGUCCAGAACACCUUCACCAGUCCUCUGCACCGGCUACCGACGCGCUCACACACUCAUCGUUUUAAGUGUUUCUUACGGUAGGCCCAUGCAGUUAUUCGCUGUACUAUAAACGGCCUUUUUCUUUCUUAUUAAAAGAGAAUGUGAAGCAUAUGGGGAAUGCUGUACGACCGACCGCUGAAUGAUUUCUAUGUUCUGUGGAGAGGAUCGUUCCUACGGUUAGGGAGUCGUUUCGUUUCGCUUUAUACGUUUACCAUCUCCUCCAUCCGAGAAUAUGGUGAACGCAUUGGUGAGGCAAGUGAGACGGUUCCCAUGGGUGACCAACGUGACCAUGUACGGAUGCCUUUUCGCCGGAGGAGACUUCGUACAUCAGUUAUUCACACGGAAGGAGAAGGACAUUGACUGGAGACACACUCGGAAUGUGGCCCUCAUCGCCUUCAGCUUCCACGGGAACUUCAACUUCUUCUGGAUGCGCUUCUUGGAGCGGAGCUUCCCCGGGAACUCUGUCCGGAUGGUCGUGCGUAAACUGCUCCUGGACCAGACCACCGCGGCGCCGCUGGUCACCUCCGUGUUCUACACAGGAAUGAGCGUCUUGGAGGGGAAACCGGACAUCUUUGAGGACUGGAGGGAGAAGUUCCUGAACACCUACAAGACUGGACUGAUGUUCUGGCCCUUCGUGCAGUGUGUGAACUUCACCCUGGUGCCGCUCUACGUGCGGACCUCCUUCACCGGCUGCUGUGCCUUCGUCUGGGCCACCUUCCUCUGCUUCUCGCGGCAGAGCGGCGACGGGACGGCCAGCGCCGCCCUGGCCUGGAUCUCCGGCCCCCUGGCCCGCCGCGCUGAGGCGGGGCCGGCCGGGGAACCGGGGGCCGGGGGCCCGCAGAGGGGGGCCACCUCUCAAGGAGAAGAGGGGGUUCAGCUCAGGGAGGAACGGGCGAUGGAGGCUGGAAACACAAAGGCCAACUGAGGAGAGCUGGAGCCGGUACAGCGCCGCCGACGUAAAGAGUCGUGGUUGACAUUAGAGUUGUUCCGAUACCGAUACCAGGAUCGGGAAUUCCUCCGAUACUGCCUAAAGUACAGUAUCGGGUAUCAGCGGGUACGCAAGUCUAUGUGCCGAUCCGAUACAUCACAUGACUAAUUGACUACACAGAGAACAUCACAAACACUACGGUGUUAUGCUGCAUUCGUUAACGGUCGGAGGUGGAAAGUCAGAAUGGGAAACGUGUCAUCUCUGUGUGUUUGACGCCUAACUCCAUGAAUAUAAAUGUAUUCUGACAGUCAACAGUAAGUGAACCGGCUGAGUAAGAGAACCCUUCAAUAAGAACAAGUGAUAUCAGUAGUUACAAUGCUAGAUGCUGUAUCGGUAUAUACUCUGUAUCGGCCAAUACUCAAGUUCAGGAAUCUGAAAAAAUUGUAUCGGAACAUCACUGGUUGAAAUCUGUCUAUCCAGGUGUGGUUUGUGUGAUUUAAUGUAAAGCAGUAAUUUAAUGUAUUGAGUUGAAUGCCUUGACACUUCAACACGUAACCUCAUCUAGCCUUUCUCUACAGAUGAAGGAGGUGCUCUCGAAGACUGUGCUAAAGCAGCUCUGCAUCAACACUGCAAUAGUAAAGUAGAAGGUUGUUGGUGUUCCAAUAUUGAAAUAUAAUUAAUUAUAAAGGC
This is a messenger RNA of Gadus morhua (Atlantic cod), 1681 nucleotides long. Its product is annotated as mpv17-like protein. Lineage: Eukaryota; Metazoa; Chordata; Actinopteri; Gadiformes; Gadidae. Bases 296 to 988 code for a protein of 230 amino acids. Gene Ontology annotation, cellular component: mitochondrion; membrane; cytoplasm. Gene Ontology annotation, biological process: mitochondrial ribosome assembly. The transcript is spliced from 4 exons. The record is from RefSeq and is a predicted model, not a curated record.